This is a messenger RNA of Perca flavescens (yellow perch), 3541 nucleotides long. RefSeq names its product dynamin 3b (gene dnm3b). NCBI's taxonomy places the organism in Eukaryota, Metazoa, Chordata, Actinopteri, Perciformes, Percidae. The transcript has 21 exons. The record is from RefSeq and is a predicted model, not a curated record. Gene Ontology annotation, molecular function: GTP binding; GTPase activity; microtubule binding. Bases 427 to 2928 code for a protein of 833 amino acids. Gene Ontology annotation, cellular component: cytoplasm; synapse; plasma membrane. Gene Ontology annotation, biological process: synaptic vesicle budding from presynaptic endocytic zone membrane; receptor internalization.
UGAUUAAUCUGUCAAAGGCGAAUUGGUGUUUGGGAUGAGACCGCUCUAACAUGCAGCCGACUGGAACGAAGCCUACAGGCGAACACAAUUAAUGCACAAGAAUUAGAGAUCAAGCUGAUGCACCGCCAUAGCAGGUGGUGCUUGUAUAAUCGUCCGGGGUCUUGUCACUCGUCUUUGCUGCCUGGUCUGCGCGUCAUUUCAGCACUGGACAGCGACCGGCUCCAUCGGACACUGAAAUCACUGAGGAAUUCCUGAGGCGGGUCGGUCCGACCCUCGCUUGGCUCGGGGCAAUGCGCGGCUAGAUGACUUCACUACAUCAACAAGCACCGCGGUAUCCUGGACUAAUAUAGCAACGUCACACCCCAACCCCCUUCCUCUCUCUCCAUUUCCAUUCGCUGAAUCCGAGUCCACCCGUCUAAAGGCACCAUGGGAAACCGUGGCAUGGAGGAGCUGAUCCCGCUGGUCAACAAGCUGCAGGAUGCCUUCAGCUCCAUCGGUCAGGCUUGCAACCUGGACCUGCCGCAGAUCGCAGUGGUCGGCGGCCAGAGUGCAGGAAAGAGCUCAGUGCUGGAGAACUUUGUAGGCAGGGACUUUCUGCCUCGUGGAUCUGGUAUUGUCACCCGUAGGCCCCUGGUUCUGCAGCUUAUCAGUGCCACUGCAGAAUGGGCUGAAUUUCUCCAUUGCAAAGGGAAGAAGUUCACAGACUUCGAUGAGGUUCGCCAGGAGAUCGAGGGAGAGACGGACCGUGUCACGGGGGCCAACAAAGGCAUAUCUCCAAUCCCCAUCAACCUGCGGGUUUACUCCCCUCACGUGCUGAACCUGACUCUCAUUGACCUGCCGGGGAUCACCAAGGUGCCGGUUGGAGACCAGCCCGUGGACAUCGAGCAGCAGAUCAGGGACAUGAUCCUGCAGUUCAUCACCAAAGAGAGCUGCUUGAUCUUGGCCGUCACUCCGGCCAACACUGACCUGGCCAACUCUGACGCUCUUAAACUGGCGAAGGAUGUUGAUCCACAGGGUCUGAGGACUAUUGGAGUAAUUACCAAACUGGAUUUGAUGGAUGAGGGCACAGAUGCACGAGACAUACUGGAGAACAAGUUGCUGCCGCUGCGAAGAGGUUAUAUUGGAGUGGUGAAUCGCAGUCAGAAGGACAUCGAUGGGAGGAAAGAUAUCAAGGCAGCUCUGGAUGCGGAGAGGAAGUUCUUCUUGUCCCACGCAUCGUACAGGCACAUGGCUGAAAAAAUGGGCACCCCACGACUGCAAAGAGUGCUCAACGAGCAAUUGACCAACCACAUCCGGGACACCCUGCCAGCUUUCCGCAGCAAGCUGCAGUCCCAGCUGUUGGCUCUGGACAAGGAGGCCGAGGAAUACCGGGGAUACCGACCUGAUGACCCGUCCCGCAAAACCAAGCAGCUGUUGCAGAUGGUGCAGCAGUUCUCCGUGGACUUUGAGAAAAGGAUUGAGGGCUCAGGGGAUCAGGUUGACACAGUUGAGCUGUCUGGUGGAGCCAAAAUCAACCGCAUCUUCCACGAGCGUUUCCCCUUUGAGCUGGUUAAGAUGGAGUGUGAUGAGAAGGAAAUGCGUCGCGAGAUCAGUUAUGCCAUCAAGAACAUCCACGGUAUCAGGACGGGACUUUUCACCCCAGACAUGGCGUUUGAGGCCAUUGUGAAGAAGCAGGUCAUAAAGCUGAAGGGGCCCUGCGUCAAGUGUGUGGACAUGGUCAUCCAGGAACUGAUUAACACCGUACGCCAGUGCUCCAACAAGCUGGAAUGCUUCCCCAUGCUGCGCGAGGAAACUGAGAGAAUUGUGACUAGUCAUAUCCGAGACAGAGAGAGUCGGGCCAAAGACCAGGUUCUGCUGUUGAUAGACAUCCAGCUCUCUUACAUCAACACUAACCACGAAGACUUCAUUGGCUUUGCUAAUGCGCAGCAGAGGAGCAGUCAGACUAAUAAGAGCCAGAGUUCAGCAGGAAAUCAGGUCAUUCGCAAAGGCUGGCUGACCAUCAACAACAUCAGCAUCAUGAAGGGGGGAGCCAAAGAGUACUGGUUUGUGCUGACUGCCGAGAGCCUCUCCUGGUUCAAGGAUGACGAGGAGAAAGAGAAGAAGUACAUGCUCCCUCUGGACAACCUAAAAGUCCGCGAUGUGGAGAAGAGUUUCAUGUCCAGCAAGCACAUAUUCUGUAUUUUCAAUACAGAGUCAAGGAAUGUGUACAAGGACAAUCGCACCCUGGAGUUGGCCUGCGACUCUCAGGAUGAUGUGGACAGCUGGAAAUCUUCUCUUCUACGUGCCGGGGUCUAUCCUGAGAAAGUCAUGGCGGUUGAGAGUGAGACCACCACCGCCACAGAGAACUUCUCCAUGGACCCUCAGCUGGAGCGUAAAGUGGAAACCAUCCGUAACCUGGUGGACUCCUACAUGGCUAUUGUCAACAAGUGCAUCCGGGACCUCAUGCCCAAGACCAUAAUGCAUCUCAUGAUCAACAAUGUGAAAGACUUCAUCAAUGCAGAGCUGUUGGCCCAGCUGUACUCCGCAGGUGACCAGAAUGCCCUGAUGGACGAGUCCCAGGAGCAGGCCCAGAGGAGGGAUGAGGUGCUGCGGACCCACCAGGCCCUGACAGAGGCCCUGGCCAUCAUCGGUGAUAUCUCCACCUCCACCAUCACUGUCCCCAUGCCUCCGCCUGUUGACAACUCUUGGGUGGGAGGACCUGGUAGUCGCAGGUCUCCUCCAUCCAGCCCCACUGCCCCAAGGAGGAUGUCUUCAGGCCAGCGCCCGGCUCCUAGAGGGGCCCCGCCACCACCAAACCGCCCAGGACCCCUGGGGCCCUUCAAUAACAUUGCUGACAGCCCUCAGGCUCCCAGUCGCCCUAACAGGGCCCCUCCUAGCAUCCCCAGCCGGCGGCCCCCGCCAUCUCCUACAAGACAAGCUCCACCAUAAACAUCUAAAUGGGCUUCUCAUCCACUUAUCUCCCUCCCUCACCCACUCCAUCCCUCCUCUUUUAGCCAUGGCUCUGCCAUCCUGUUCUCUCCUUAGUGCAGACACAGAAGUCUUUGACCCCUCGACCCUCAAUUUCCUGCCAGGUGACGAUGCCCAUAUAUCUAUGUACAGUAUGGUACUUGUCUUGUGGUGUAUGUGUAUGUGCGGUUGUUGCUCGCCUGUGGUCCGAGUUUGCUUAGCAGAUCCACUACCCAGUAUCAGUCCCUGGAACCUCCCCCUCACAAACCCCUCACCAAGUCAGCCACUACCCCCACUUGCUGCUUCUACAUGAGAAUAUGCUUAGCAGUCAUACUGCCCUACUCAUUCCAAAAUGCAGCAUGGCACAUAAGCUGCUUUUAUUGCAUGGGAGUGUGUGGAUGUAGAGUGUGUGUUUUGUGUGUAUGUAUACACAGGGGAGGGACUAAUUUGCCUAUAUGUAGGCUGGGUUUGAUUUAGUAUUGUGUACAUUUAUUGUAUAAUGCCCCGUUAAGUGUUAAUUAUCAGCUGAACGUUCUCUUAGGAACAGAAGUUGUAUCUUAGUUUGUGUGUGUGUGUGUGUGUGUGUGUGUGUGUG